CAAGAUGGAGGCUGGUGGUAGCAGUGAGGAUCGACUCCUGAGGCUCAGGCGCUCUUUGCAGCAAGGGGUAGAGCCCCGCGACCCGCAGCUGCCUCUCGCAGGGAGCAGAGGGCAGGCCGAAGAGUCUGCAGCUGUAGAGAAGAAGAAGCCUCUUACCAGACUGAAUAUUCAUUCUGCGUUCUGGAUUUUGUCAUCGAUUGCUGUGACAUACUACUUUGAUUUUUAUAAAGCUGUCAAAGAAACUCUGCAAGCAGAUAGUUGGUGGCUUGCCUCUGGCAGUUUUUUAUUGGCUGCUUGUUUAUCUCUUGCCUUAUACUGCAUUCUGUAUCUUGAGUGGUAUUGUGGAAUUAAGGACUACGAUGCACAGUAUCCAGCACUGAUACCUAUCACAACAGCUGCCUUUAUUGCAGCAGCAAUUUGUUUCAACGUUGCCUUUUGGCCCAUCUGGUCAUUCAUCACACCUGUGUUGCUCUUCGUUCAGUUUAUGGGUGUUGUAAUGCUCGUUUCGCUUCUGGGAUAAGUCCUUCAGAGUCUUUGGUUUUAAGUAUGCUGAUAUAAUUUCUGUGAUGAGCAAUUCAGAUCAACUUGCCAUCUGGAAAACUGCCAGAUAUCAGGAGUUCUUUAUUCUUCCUUAAAAAACAACCAUUCAAAGGCAAAGCCAGAUGUUUUGACUUGAAAAAAAUAAUUCUCAAUAACUGCCACAUUGAAAUCAGGUUUUCACAUCUUUUGUUAAGAUAUACUGUUCAAAUGAAUCCUGCAAAACUGAAAAAGCUUAAGGAAGACAUCAAAAGACAGCUAAGUAAAUAGGGCAAGGGAUGUCCCCUCUGUCACAGGUGUGUACAUCAUCCAGUGAAUGAAGUGCCUCCUUCAUCAGCUCUUGUUUGCUGUACUUUUCAAGGGAAUGUGGGGGAGCCUGUUUGGUAUUGCGCACCAUCACAAAUCCUUUCCAGUGAGGAAGUCCCUCAGCAUUUUUUUGAGUGCAGCAAGAAUGAGACAGUGCUGGAUUUUGAGUGUAGCCUCUUGUAGUGUCAGAUUUGUAGGCAAAAAAAUAUUUAAUGGCUGGGACAUUGAAACACAGAUCUUUCAUUGCAGAAACAAACUGAAACUAGCAUUGCAUUUUCCCCGUUUUCUAGCUAUCAGGAAACAAUUUUUUUUUUUAAGGAGGCAAUUAAGUUAGGUCAUACUUUGACAACACCUAUAGACUUCUGAAAAAUACAAUACUUAAUUCAGAAACUCACUACUGUAUUAUGUGAGCUUCAGUCACACAAACUUCUUCAAAUAAGGUUUGUUUGUUCUGUCAUCGGCUAUGUUCUGUCUGAGCACUGGAAGGUUGUGGGGAAGGGACACAUUUCAAUGUGCUAGAGUUGAUCAUAUUAACAGGCUAGAACAACCAUUCUGCAUUCAUUUAUGCUUAGAAAGUAAGAAGUACAAGUGAAUUACAGAUAUCUUGAACAGCUGAACCUUACAAAAACCUUCUGGUUUUCUGUGUGAACAGUGAAGUAAAUUCUGUUAUACUUCAUUCUGUAUUAGACCAAAUAAUUAUUGGCCUAAUAAUGCAUUAGGCCAAUAAUUAAUGCUAAUACAUUAACUAAUCUAUCUCAAAUUAGUACAAGAUACGAGACACAGUCUGUGCAAUAUGUACAACCUUACGGGAUCUUUGUUGAAGCUGGAUUUGUUUUUUCUUCUCUUUUAGCUUCAUGUGAAGGACAUGAGUAACUGCAAAGUGGAUGUCACUUUUGUUACAUUCCAGUACUUUUAUUAUUUCUAAUACAGUUUGUUUACUCUAAUACCAUAAGGUUGUUUGAUUUGAGAGUAAUUGACUCUUCAUUUCAAGUGUAGUGGGGUUUUAAUACUUUAUUCUUUCUAUUUGAAUUGACAGAUAAAAGAUUGUUAUCUAGAAUCAAUAUUUGUACGUGUAGAUUUAUCCAUAGAUCACAUGGGAGACAUUUCUUGAUCUGUUAAAUUUCUAAUGUUACAUGUGUUAUAUAGGAAAUAUUUUAUUACCUAAUCUCUUGACUUCAAAUCUAGCAGUGUUUUAUGAAAGAGUUGGAUGGGGUAAGGGCCUAGAAAGCUGUUUGACGUUUGGCAGUGCCAUCGAUGAAUUUAAUAGAUUCUACUUGUGCUGAUCCAGUUUGUCCACAGCCAAAGACGGAUGAUCAGACUGUGAAUAACCAGCCAUGUUGAACAAUGUCAACACUACACAAGAAGUUAAGAGCACUAAAUAAAUGCUUUUGAUGUAUGCAGUGUUUUUCAGUGGUCAGGAUGGUUUUCUCCUGUGAAUUAUCUUUUCAUUCUUAGCAGUGCCUGUUAAUGAAGUUGCCAUUUUUCUCCUUCAGCAAUAAAGAGGCUGAUAUUAACUUGAAUGCUAUUAGUCACAUACAGGUAGGAAAAUAAAGUAACAUUGUCUGUUCACCUUGACAGAGAUACUUAUGUAUCUGGAAACCUGGGCAUCAUCUAAUUGCUAGGCCAUUUUUAUGCGUUAAACACUUUGACACCCACACCUUUUGGAAGAUAGGAGAAUAUAGAAGGUGGGUAUUAAAACUUCCUAAAAUUUACUCCUUGUGACUGUUGCUUGGAAGUCCGGACUGUUAGAGGAGACUGUGUUCUUUAUUCCAACUUUUAAAUUCACACCAUUGCUGAACACAAAAUACGUGAAAUGUUCAGUAAUGAAAAAUACAGACAUUGUAUUUAGCAGCUGCUGUUUCAUUAAGGAAAAAAGUUGCUGUUAGUAUUGCAGUACAAAGGAUCAGUCAAACCCAAGUAAAAUAGAUACUUCGCUACUGUUAAGUAGCUUUAAGUAGUUAAGCAGAGUAAGUUAACAGCUUGAUUCAUUUAAAUAUCAUGUUAGAUUUUCCAAAAGCAGCUGUACUUCAUAGCUUAAAAGAGCAAAUUGCUUAUCUCCAGGACUUCAACAAAUUUUAACAAUUUUACAUCUGCAUACACAGGUACAUUUGAGUAAUUUUGUUUAUAACAGUAUUUAAAAUGCACUUUUGCUCAGGGAUGGUACUUAUCACUGUAUUUUUAUU
Colius striatus (speckled mousebird) is the source of this 3026-nucleotide messenger RNA. RefSeq names its product transmembrane protein 128 (gene TMEM128). Lineage: Eukaryota; Metazoa; Chordata; Aves; Coliiformes; Coliidae. The transcript has 5 exons. The record is from RefSeq and is a predicted model, not a curated record. The coding region runs from base 5 to 520 and encodes 171 amino acids.